CAGCAUCGCUCACGACAUACCAGGAUGGCGUCUGGCUUUGGUUUCAACGGAGGCGUACCACGUUGUUUCCCGUACUGGCAGGAGUUCCAGAAGUGCUAUGCUCAGACAGAUGUGCCAGCCAAGUGCCGGCCGCCGCUAGACGACUACGUAGAGUGCUUGCACCAUACGAACGAGAUUGCUCGCGCGAAGACCAUCAAGGCCGAGUUCAUCCGCAAGGCCGAGCACGAGGCGACGGAAGGUCGGAAAGCGGCAGACAUUAUCGCGGAUGGAGCCAUCGUUGGUGUGGGUUUGAUCAAGCGAAGUCAGGAGGAAGGAGAGUCAAAGUAGUCCCCCGGGCAGCUCAAUACAUUGCUUUGGACAUCUGAGCCCCUUGUCCAUUGCGGAUUGUUGUGUGCCGACGGUACCCAGGUUCAUGCAUUUCCGAUUCAGACCUGAGUUCUUACAAGAGCAAACUUGCGCAAGGAUGCGCUAUUUCACCUAUGGGCGGAACUGUAUGUGUGAGUGCAUAGAUUCGUCAGUACGCUGUAAAUACAAUUUCUCAGUUAGCCCAGUAGUUUCUCUGCAAUCGCUGGGUUGGACGUUGAUGCAGUCAUAACAGACUCUGACCUAGAUUAUACCUGAUAUGGAAGAAUGAUCGGACCUGGUCGGAGUUGCAACUAUCUCGAUCCGCAUCGCGAACGUC
Messenger RNA from Fomitopsis serialis, 682 nucleotides. RefSeq lists its product as uncharacterized. The record is from RefSeq and is a predicted model, not a curated record. NCBI's taxonomy places the organism in Eukaryota, Fungi, Basidiomycota, Agaricomycetes, Polyporales, Fomitopsidaceae. Gene Ontology annotation, biological process: mitochondrial respiratory chain complex I assembly. The coding region runs from base 25 to 327 and encodes 100 amino acids. The transcript is spliced from 5 exons.